AUGGGUCGUACGUUACACAUUUACGGCCGACAUGUGGAAUCGAUACUGGUUUGGAUAUCGAUCGGUUUCAUCGCAGCUCUAUUAUCUCAAUUAGUAGCAUCGGAAGAAUGGUGUAAAGUCGCCACUGUCGGUCUACAACCUCAUUACGAGCAAUGUCUUCCAGAUGGAGAUACACUAGUGCGCUAUACAAUCGAAGUUGUCCCAUUGAGACUGGACGAUGUGAGCAUUAGUGCUGACGUCAAAAUCAAGAUUCUGGGGGAUGGAAGGGAAACAAAACCUAUAACUAUCGCAUCUGCUGAUGGAACUCAUACAAGAAUAAGUGUAGAACGGAUUGAUGUAGGAGAUCCUCGUGCAAUUGAAUUAGAUUCGGGCAACUCAGAUUGGUCAUGUGAACGUAUCACAGUAUUCCGUGACUCCAAAUACUGGAUAUUUGAUUGUGUUGCCGAUGGAUCGGCAGAAGAAACUGGUGAUCUUCCCAGGUACCUGCUAUCAGGGAACAAGGUAUACACAAUCAGCAUUCAAACAGGUAGCCACAAGGAUUCUGGCACUUCAGGGAAAGUAUCGUUGAUGCUUCUAGGGCCUCUCGGGAAAAGCAAUACCAAGGUGUUGGGAACGAACUUCUAUACAGGGUCGUAUCUAACAUUUGUAAUAGAGGCAGCCGAUGUUGGAGAUGUCAAUGGGCUGUUACUUUUUAAUGCAGCGGAAUCGGACCCUUGGUAUUGCGAGGAUGUGCGUAUUCUAAGCCCAAAUGAUUCGGUGAAGACAUUUCAAGUCAAACGCUGGGUAGGAGCUCCAUACGAGCCAUCGGUCGAGAUAACCUCGGCAGAGGGUACCAGCGUCACCAAUUUUAAUGAAACUACACCAAUGGAUAUACAGUGCCAUACACGCGCUAUAGAUAUCUAUUCGAAGUCAGUUAGAAAACCAUUCAAUGUCACUGUUAGGUGUCCCAUGAACUGCCAGACCUCGGCCAUUGCUCAUGUAGUGGGAUCAUCACUGCACCAUUCAUCGUCAUCCAUAUGCGCCGCUGCCAUGUUCGACGGGGUAUUGAGCCCCUCUGGUGGUGAAGUUGUAGUUUCGAUAGUGGGACCCUUGAAGCAGUACUUCGGCUCCAUUAACCCGGAAAACCAUAUGGAAUCCGAGGGGUAUGAACCAUCACCUGAGAAGCCCUACUAUUCAUUUUAUACGUUCUUGAAUCACAGUAUCGACAAUAUAGAUUCGAAUGUAAGGCUAGUAGAUGCAUUUGGUAAGCUCUCAUCUUUCGGGCGUUUGGAAGUUUUAAAGAACGGUAAAUGGGGAACAGUUUGUAACAAGGGGAAGUUUGGCGCAUUUAACGAAGCCGCAGCUAAUCUGGUAUGCCGAAAACUUGGAUUCAAACGUGGGAUACAUAUUCUAGAAAACUGUUCAAAUGUCAACGACCAGAAUUUAUGUGUUCCAAGAGGAUAUCCUGUUUCAUAUGCUGGAUUGAUGUGCCUAGGUACAGAGGAAGAUAUCUCAAACUGUAUCAUUGAGGAAGCUACUGUAGACUGUAUGUCACAUAAGGAUGAUGUGAUUGUCAAGUGUACGAACUCUACAACACAUGAUGGUAUUGGUUUCGGUACUUUGCGUUUACUUGAUGCUUCUGGUGCGCCAACUAGCACUGGUACCGGUCGCCUUGAAUUUUACAACCAAGGGUUCGGUUCAAUUUGCAACGAAUCGUGGAACAAAGCAGCUGCUAAGAUCGCAUGCCAAGAAAUGGGUUAUACAGGUCUACACAAUGGAGGCAUGGUAGGACAAGAUUGUUCUGACGUACAUGGAGUUAACCUGUGCGCACCAAUCACCCAGAAGAUCUCAGCCGUCGAUUUCCGAUGUAACGGUGUAGAGCGUAUGUUAGGUCAGUGUCCUCACGAGUCUGCGGAGGAUAUUUAUUGCACCCAUGAGCAAGACGUGGUACUUUCCUGUGCUGGCAACGGUGACCCUAGCGAGUUCAGACACAAACGUCGUGUGGCGCCAUUUACACCAGUUAUGAAAAAGUUACCGCGUACAGUAAACCUGACAUGCUACGAUACCAUGUCGUCGCAUCUGGAGUUACAGAUGAACCUAGGGGACUACAUGAUUGCCUUCUGUCCUUCAGGUUGUAAGGGUGAUCCAGCUCCGUUGAAGGGAACCUUCAUUUACACUGAUGACUCAGCUAUUUGCAAAGCGGCUGUACAUGCAGGUGUUAUUGAUGAUUCUGGAGGUGAAAUUGUUGUCAUACGUGCUAUUACACAACCUUCAUUUUAUGGAUCAGUAAUGAAUGGUGUCACUAGUUUAGGGGCUCAUAAACUUGCAUCAGAAUUCCAAGCUGGAGCAUUUUUGGUCUCGCGUGCCACUAAACAUAUCCUCUCGAUGCAGUUGAAACCCAAGCGUGAAAUUGCGCCUAGUAUGGAUCUGAAACCUUUGACAUCUGCCGAUGCAACUCCAACACCACCCAAAGUAAGGUGGUUCCCCGAGUUAGGUUGGAAGGGAUUUAAUGGAUCAGCUCUUGACUUUGUGAGCCUAAGUAAUUUCCCCAAUGCGGAUAAACUGAAGACACUGCGUGACUUCACUUUUAUAGUACAGAUGACACCUACCGAGCUGGUUGGUAAAUGGAGCACUUUGUUUUCGUUUCAAGGCUGUGGAGGUCUGACUUGUGUAAUUGAUAACAUGGGUGAAGUGAUUUUGGAAGAAAACUGUCGUCCAGAACUUUUUAAAACGUCAUUUUUCCCCAAACUUGGGAGACGUACCACUUUAUCCAUAGUCUAUUAUAGCCCUACACGUGACCUGGGUUUCUUUGCUGAUGGUGUUCUUAUCGCAAGUCGUCCUACUGACUUUGAUUUUAGCUUCCAGGGUGAUUUGAUUUUGGGUAAAUCAUCGGAAACGGAUUCUGAUUUUUUCAUUGGCCAAAUCUUAUCACUAGAGGUCUUCGAUUACGUGAUGUCUCCAAACCAGGUUCAGCAUCAUAAUCGAUUACUUCAGUCACUAGAUGGAAACCGUAUCCAUUCACGUCAUUCAACAACCCGUAUGACCGUUGAAGGCAAUUUGUGUCUUAGCAAGUGUGUCAAAAUGCGUUCGCCUGCACGUGAAAGUGAACGAUCAGUUCACGGUGGUCCCACCAAUCCUGCGAUUCAUAUGGGAUGUCAUGAUACGCUAGAGGAUGAGCGUUUCAAUGGUGCAACUGGCGAUGAGUUUCUGAUUAGCUGCAGUCGCAGUUGUACGGAUCCAAUGUUGGUGCUUAAGGGUAGCAAAGUCUACACCCCGGAUUCGUCGAUAUGCAAAGCAGCAGUACACUCUGGAGCGAUCCCUCUAGAGGGAGGUGAAGCAAUUGUCACUAUACUUCACGGUCGUGAAAGCUACGAUCACUGUAUGGGUCAUUACGGUGUGGUGAGCAGCAAGUGGAACCAGCCUCAUAUGCGUUCAUUUUCUGUACGCCGCGCCCCUAGGGUGAUGUCACUGUCAUGUUUAGACAAUGGGCUAUUCGUAAUGAAGAUGCACCCAGGAACACGUAUGCUACUUAGAUGCCCUCCCGGGUGUCUAGACGAACGUCCAGCACAUGUUUUCGGGUCAGACAUAUACAAUCCCAUCUCUUCGAUAUGCCAGGCGGCAAUACACUCCGGUCGUUUGGACAACCGUGGAGGAGAGGUAGAGAUUGAGGUAUUGGGUAGUCAGACGUCGUUCAACGGAUCGACUUCUCAUGGUAUUACGUCAUUGGCAAGCGGUAAACGCGGCUUCAAGCCCGCCCGGGGUGGCGGCGGCGGCCGUGGUUCACAAAGACCAGCUCGCGGUCGUGGGUUCAAGGGCGGUCGUGGUGGCGGAGGUGCCGGUAAACGCGGUCUAGGCGCUGGCUCUGCUAACAAGGUUAUGAUCGUUCCACACCGAUUUUCGGGUGUAUAUAUUGCUAAAGGAAAAUCUGAUGCUUUGGUUACACGUAACAUGGUACCCGGAGAAUCUAUAUAUGGAGAAAAACGUAUACAAAUGGUGAACGAAGAAGCUGAACCAACAGAAUAUCGAAUAUGGAAUCCUUUUAGAUCGAAACUCGGUGCGACUAUUAUCGGCGGUGUUGCCAAUAUGCCAAUAGAAAUUGGCUCUAAGGUCCUUUACCUUGGCGCCGCUAAUGGAACGACGGUUUCCCAUGUAUCAGACAUGGUAGGACCAACAGGCAUGGUAUAUGCCGUAGAGUUCUCACAUAGGUCAGCUCGUGAUCUUACCAAUAUGGCUAAACGACGCCCCAAUAUUGUUCCAAUAGUCGAGGAUGCACGCCAACCGCUACGUUACCGCAUGCUAGUUGGAAUGGUCGACGUCAUCUUUGCGGAUGUAGCACAACCAGACCAGGCACGUAUCGUCGCUAUAAAUGCAUACCAUUUUUUGAAACCUGGUGGCUGGUUUAUCAUCGCUAUUAAGGCGAAUUGUGUGGACUCAACAGCUAAGCCAGAAGCGGUCUUUGCCGCUGAGGUUGACAAGCUGCGCAAGGAAAACUGCAAACCUAGGGAGCAGCUAACGCUAGAACCGUACCACAGAGACCAUGCAGUGGUUAUCGGCCAGUAUCGCGUAAAGAAAAAGAAAGCCACAUGA
This is a messenger RNA of Babesia sp. Xinjiang, 4566 nucleotides long. Its product is annotated as Mediator of RNA polymerase II transcription subunit 36a. The transcript is spliced from 13 exons. The record is from RefSeq and is a predicted model, not a curated record. Gene Ontology annotation, molecular function: rRNA methyltransferase activity; protein binding; histone H2AQ104 methyltransferase activity. Gene Ontology annotation, cellular component: membrane; small-subunit processome; nucleolus. Gene Ontology annotation, biological process: rRNA methylation; box C/D sno(s)RNA 3'-end processing. The coding region runs from base 1 to 4566 and encodes 1521 amino acids. Lineage: Eukaryota; Apicomplexa; Aconoidasida; Piroplasmida; Babesiidae.